UUCGUUUUCGUUAUUUUUUUUCGGGGUUUACAAGGGACCAGUUGUUAUAGAGGAAUAUCAGUUGUAUGGAAUACCGUGAAUGGUGAACAAGUUAAUCGUGCUUAAAAAAAAUCCGUCCGUUAUAAUUAUUUGAAAUUAUUUAAAUCCUGUGAUAAAUUCUUUAUUAGAAACAAACAAAGCAAACAAAAUUUACAACAUGUCGAACGAGAACAGCGUAGAAGCGUUCAAUAUACGCAUUGGUUAUUAUCGCCCUGAAACUAUGGAAAUUGCCAAAAAUGAAUUGCGUGAAACUCCCGAAGUUAAAGAGGCUGCCAUUAAAGAAUUGCGUGAAUUAUUACAUUCCUGCCCCGAUAUUUACUACAGAGACGAUGAUGAUUUCUUGGUUAUUUUCCUAAGAGCAUGCCACUUCUAUCCUCAAAGUGCAUUUGAAAAGGUAAUUAUUGUAUAAAAAAUUAUGACUGAUUUGA
Molecule: messenger RNA, 467 nt
Organism: Lucilia cuprina (Australian sheep blowfly)
Lineage: Eukaryota; Metazoa; Arthropoda; Insecta; Diptera; Calliphoridae
Product: clavesin-2
Exons: 2
Coding region: 197-448 (83 amino acids)
Source: RefSeq, a predicted model, not a curated record